Molecule: messenger RNA, 5985 nt
Organism: Girardinichthys multiradiatus
Lineage: Eukaryota; Metazoa; Chordata; Actinopteri; Cyprinodontiformes; Goodeidae
Product: mucin-2-like
Exons: 27
Coding region: 8-5179 (1723 amino acids)
Source: RefSeq, a predicted model, not a curated record
AGCCAACAUGACUUCACUUCCUCUUAAUACAGCUUCACCCUCAGUCACUGCAGCAUCACCAGCAGCCAACAUGACUUCACCUCCUAUUAAUACAGCUUCACCCUCAGACAGUCCAGCACCACCAGCAGCCAACAUGACUUCACCUCCUAUUAAUACAGCUUCACCCUCAGACAGUCCAGCACCACCAGCAGCCAACAUGACUUCACUUCCUCUUAAUACAGCUUCACCCUCAGUCACUGCAGCAUCACCAGCAGCCAACAUGACUUCACCUCCUAUUAAUACAGCUUCACCCUCAGACAGUCCAGCACCACCAGCAGCCAACAUAACUUCACCUCCUCUCAAUCCAGCUUCACCCUCAGUCAGUCCAACACCAGCAGCAGCCAACAUGACUUCACCUCCUAUUAAUACAGCUUCACCCUCAGACAGUCCAGCACCACCAGCAGCCAACAUGACUUCACCUCCUAUUAAUACAGCUUCACCCUCAGACAGUCCAGCACCACCAGCAGCCAACAUGACUUCACUUCCUCUUAAUACAGCUUCACCCUCAGUCACUCCAACAUCACCAGCAGCCAACAUGACUUCACCUCCUAUUAAUACAGCUUCACCCUCAGCCAGUCCAGCACCACCAGCAACCAACAUAACUUCACCUCCCAUUAAUACAGCUUCACCCUCAGACAGUCCAGCACCACCAGCAACCAACAUGACUUCACUUCCUCUUAAUACAGCGUCACCCUCAGUCACUCCAACAUCACCAGCAGCCAACAUGACUUCACCUCCUAUUAAUACAGCUUCACCCUCAGCCAGUCCAGCACCACCAGCAACCAACAUAACUUCACCUCCCAUUAAUACAGCUUCACCCUCAGUCAGUCCAGCAUCACCAGCAGCCAACAUGACUUCACCUCCUAUUAAUACAGCUUCACCCUCAGUCAGUCCAGCAUCACCAGCAGCCAACAUGACUUCACCUCCUAUUAAUACAGCUUCACCCUCAGCCAGUCCAGCACCACCAGCAACCAACAUAACUUUACCUCCCAUUAAUACAGCUUCACCCUCAGUCACUGCAGCAUCACCAGCAGCCAACAUGACUUCAACUCCUAUUAACACAGCUUCACCCUCAGUCAGUCCAGCACCACCAGCAGUCAACAUGACUUCACCCGCUCUCAAUCCAACUUCUGCACCAGUUGGACCAACAUCACCAACAGUCAACUUGACCUCACCUCCACUCAAUACAACCUCACCACUGGUCAGUUCAGCAUCACCAGGAGUCAAUAUAACUUCACCUCCUCUCAAUUCAGCCUUACCCUCAGUCAGUCCAGCAUCACCAGCAGCCAACAUGACUACACCCCCUCACAAUUUAACUUCUCCACCUAUCAGUCCAGCAUCACCAGCAGUCAACAUGACCUCACCUCCUCUCAAUACAGUUUCCUUCUCAGUGAGUUCAGCAUCACCAGCAGUCGACAUGACUUCAUCUUCUCCCAACACAACUUCACCAUCAAUCACCAUAAGCUCAACACACCCCAUCUCCACAUCUCCACCAGAAAAUGCAACUUCACAGCAAAUGAGUAAGACCUCACCACUAGUCGACGUAACUUCACCAUCUACUCUGUCACCCGUCAUCCAAACCUCAGCACCAAGCAAUGCAACUUCCCCAUUAACGUUACCAUCAACUAUAAGAACAACUGUUACAACUGCUACUCCAACUACAACUACAACCACAACCACAACACCUGCCCCACCACCAGAGCCAAAAAUUAAGUUAGAAUUUAAGGUGAAGGAGACAUUCACAGACGAUUUGAAUGUCAAAGAUUCACCAAGGUACAAAGAACUUGAGAAAACAACGACCACAGUGCUUAAUGAGGUCUAUUCCAUUCAAUUUGGGGAUAGUUACAUUCGAUCUGUCAUCAACGGAUUCAGUCCAGGAUCAAUUGUGGUUAACUCUGAGCUGAUAUUCAAUAAUGCCACAGCACUACCAAAUACCAGUGAUGUGAGUGAAGCUUUAAAGAAUGCGACCACUAACCCAGCUUUCAACCUCUCUGUCGACAUAUCUUCUAUUGUUGUAGCAGUUGUAUUACCUCCAACUGAACCACCAACAACAACUACAGUCCCAACUGCAGGAACAACAUCAGUGAAUUCAACUUCUGUUACAGGCAAUGGGACAUCAACACAAACAAUUACUCCAACUACUGCUACAACUGCAACUACUGCUACAACUGCAACUACUGCUACAACUGCAACAACGCCUGCUGUUCCGGCAGAUUCAAAACUCAAUCUGGAAUUUAGGUUGAACCAAGGGUUUACCACUGACCUGGAUAACUCUGCAUCAUCAGCUUUUCAGAGCUUAUCACAGUCACUAACACGCCAACUUAAUGACAUCUACAGGCGUAGAUUUGCGGCCUUCCUGCGAGUUCUGAUCAAGGCUUUCAGGCGUGGUUCAGUUAUAGUUGAUUCUGAGCUGAUAUUUGCAAAUGCAAGCUCUGUGCCAAACCCUAGCGAUGCAGCAAAUACUCUGGUGGAAGCACAUAACACUUCCAGUUUCAACUUCACGCUGAACAUUACAAGUGUUGCUGUGACAAGUCUUGAGACUACAACUGUUCUACCCACAACAGUAAAUUCAACUGUUUCACUAGGCAAUGGGACAUCAACACAAACAAUUACUCCAACUACUGCUACAACUGCAACUACUGCUACAACUGCAACUACUGCUACAACUACAACUACUGCUACAACUGCAACAACGCCUGCUGUUCCGGCAGAUUCAAAACUCAAUCUGGAAUUUAGGUUGAACCAAGGGUUUACCACUGACCUGGAUAACUCUGCAUCAUCAGCUUUUCAGAGCUUAUCACAGUCACUAACACGCCAACUUAAUGACAUCUACAGGCGUAGAUUUGCGGCCUUCCUGCGAGUUCUGAUCAAGGCUUUCAGGCGUGGUUCAGUUAUAGUUGAUUCUGAGCUGAUAUUUGCAAAUGCAAGCUCUGUGCCAAACCCUAGCGAUGCAGCAAAUACUCUGGUGGAAGCACAUAACACUUCCAGUUUCAACUUCACGCUGAACAUUACAAGUGUUGCUGUGACAAGUCUUGAGACUACAACUGUUCUACCCACAACAGUAAAUUCAACUGUUUCACCAGCAUCACCAGCAACCAACAUGACCUCACCACCAAACAAUGUAACAUCAACCCCAGUCAGUCCAAUAUCACCAGCAACCAACAUGACCUCACCACCAAACAAUGUAACAUCAACCCCAGUCAGUCCAAUAUCACCAGCAACCAACAUGACCUCACCACCAAACAAUGUAACAUCAACCCCAGUCAGUCCAAUAUCACCAGCAACCAACAUGACCUCACCACCAAACAAUGUAACAUCAACCCCAGUCAGUCCAAUAUCACCAGCAACCAACAUGACCUCACCACCAAACAAUGUAACAUCAACCCCAGUCAGUCCAAUAUCACCAGCAACCAACAUGACCUCACCACCAAACAAAACUACCUCAAUAACAGUCAAUACAAUAUCACCAGCAGGCAAUGGGACAUCAACACAAACAAUUACUCUAAAUACUGCUACAACUGCAACUACUGCUACAACUGCAACUACUGCUACAACUACAACUACUGCUACAACUGCAACAACGCCUGCUGUUCCGGCAGAUUCAAAACUCAAUCUGGAAUUUAGGUUGAACCAAGGGUUUACCACUGACCUGGACAACUCUGCAUCACCAGCUUUUCAGAGCUUAUCACAGUCACUAACACGCCAACUUAAUUACAUCUACAGGCGUAGAUUUUCGGCCUUCCUGCGAGUUCUGAUCAAGGCUUUCAGGCGUGGUUCAGUUAUAGUUGAUUCUGAGCUAAUAUUUGCAAAUGCAAGCUCUGUGCCAAACCCUAGCGUAGCAGCAAAUAUUCUGGUGGAAGCACAUAACACUUCCAACUUCAACUUCUCGCUGAACAUUACAAGUGUUGUUGUGACACGCCUGGAAAAUACAACAACUUCGACAACAGUGACUCCAACUGUUUCACCAGUAUCACCAGCAACCAACAUGACCUCACCACCAAACAAUGUAACAUCAACCCCAGUCAGUCCAAUAUCACCAGCAACCAACAUGACCUCAUCUUCAACACACAAUGUAACAUCAACCCCAGUCAGUCCAAUAUCACCAGCAACCAACAUGACCUCACCACCAAACAAAACUACCUCAAUAACAGUCAAUACAAUAUCACCAGCAGGCAAUGAGACAUCAACACAAACAAUUACUCCAACUACUGCUACAACUGCAACUACUGCUACAACUGCAACUACUGCUACAACUGCAACAACGCCUGCUGUUCCGGCAGAUUCAAAACUCAAUCUGGAAUUUAGGUUGAACCAAGGGUUUACCACUGACCUGGAUAACUCUGCAUCACCAGCUUUUCAGAGCUUAUCACAGUCACUAACACGCCAACUUAAUGACAUCUACAGGCGUAGAUUUGCGGCCUUCCUGCGAGUUCUGAUCAAGGCUUUCAGGCGUGGUUCAGUUAUAGUUGAUUCUGAGCUGAUAUUUGCAAAUGCAAGCUCUGUGCCAAACCCUAGCGAUGCAGCAAAUACUCUGGUGGAAGCACAUAACACUUCCAGUUUCAACUUCUCGCUGAACAUUACAAGUGUUGUUGUGACACGCCUGGAAAAUACAACAACUUCGACAACAGUGACUCCAACUGUUUCACCAGCAACAGGAACUACAGCCAUUGCAAUUUCAGCUACAACUACAACAGCAACUACUACAGCAUCCACAAAUCCUCCAUCAGCCUCUGAGGGAAGCCUUAGCAUUAAAUUCAGUCUCAACGAACCCUUCACAUCAGAUCUAGCCAACAACGCCUCGGCAACAUUCAUCAAACUGGCUUCAACUGUGGUCACAGAGAUCAACAGAAUUUGCGGAAAAUUGUUUUCCCGAUUCAGUCGCUCCCGCGUCAAUUCAUUCACGGAGGGAUCUGUGGUUACCAACAUGACUCUUGUGUUCAGAGACCGUUCUUCAGUUCCUACUUUAUCCGCUGUUCUGUCACAACUAGCUGGUGCACUACUUACUUCUCCCGUCCUGCAAUAUAUAAAUGGCACCCUGGUUGUAGUAACAUCAAACAGCGCUGCUCUACCCACUAUGGGCGGAUUAACUGUCUUCUCACUGACCAUGGUGGCUGUGGCACAGAUGCUGCUUAACUCCUAGUACUUGAAACACAUGCAUUGUCAUAUGUCGCAACUGUGCACACAACAAUAUGAAAAUCUGACAUUACACAUGUACACUGUGAAAUUUACCAUUAGGUCAUGUGGUAAAAAGAUGUGUUCUGUGGGUCGAAGAUUGAUAAAGUUUUAAAGAAUUUUCCAAAUUGACGUUAUGUCUGAAUUUAAUUCACUAAUCAAUACAAGUCUAAAAACUACCUGUGUAUCUUCUGUGUAUUUGUUUUUUUAAAGAUGUAUUUCUUUGAUUUUAUUCAAGAACUGCUUAUGUAUCUAUGUAUGUGUGAUACACUCUAUAGUGAGAGUUCGUCAACUGUUUAUUUAUUACAAAGAAAGAAAAUGAAGGUUAAAAACCAAUACAGAACUUAUGGGUUACCAGUGAGGGACAGCGACACUUACUUUUCGGACACCAAUCAAUACAAGCCUAAAAACUACCUGUGUAUCAUCUGUGUAUUUGUUUUUUUAAACAUGUAUUUCUUUGACUUUAUUCAAGAACUGCUUAUACGUAAAAAUACAAAUAUUUAAAUUAUCAUGUAUGACCCAUAUAUGUCUUAAUAAAUGCAAUAUAUCACCAUCAAAGAAGUGUGGUAGGGGAGUGUAGCACAUAAAGCUAUGAGAAGAGACCAAAUAAUCUUAUUAUGAACAUGAUCUAAUUUAAUCUUCUACUUUGUAAAGGCUGUUUGACAGUAAUGGUUCCUGCUGAAUAACUGUUUUAUGUAUGUAUGUAUAAAAUGGAAAGACUAAUAUUUUGCUAUUGAUCAAAAAUGCAAUAAAAUGUUAAUCACCUUAAAAGAC